Messenger RNA from Cheilinus undulatus (humphead wrasse), 3129 nucleotides. RefSeq names its product thymopoietin b (gene tmpob). The transcript has 6 exons. Gene Ontology annotation, molecular function: DNA binding. NCBI's taxonomy places the organism in Eukaryota, Metazoa, Chordata, Actinopteri, Labriformes, Labridae. The coding region runs from base 394 to 1494 and encodes 366 amino acids. The record is from RefSeq and is a predicted model, not a curated record.
CAGCCAACUUGUUCUUGGGCCCUGUUGCGACCGCGGACAGACAGAAGCAAGUGGACCGGUUGAAGCUAAGCUAGUUCAGUCAGAUUUUAGUCCGUAAAAAUAGAGUUUUGCAUUGGUUCUGUAAACGGCAAGUGCACGUGUGUAUUUUAGAAAAAUCAGGGCUACGCGUGAGUAUUUGCAUUGUUUGGCUAACGCUUAAAACGGAGAAUUUAUUUUGGAAAAUCGCUUCUGUUCUGCUAGCUGAUUUGGCGGUAGGCGCCAGUACUGUUUGACAACAGCGCUAUUCGGUCACGUUCCCGUUGUUGUUGUUAGUAGCUGCUAGGUGAAUGUGCUAAUUUCUCUUUGGUGUGAGGAAAGAAAACAAAGAUCACGAUAAACAAAAUACACUGAAACAUGGCAGAAUUUCUCGAAGAUCCGUCGAUUCUUACGAAAGAUAAGCUAAAGAAUGAGCUUACAGCCAACAAUGUGCCACUUCCCAGUGGAGAACAUAAAAAAGAAGUCUAUGUGCAGCUGUAUUUGAAAAACUUAACCAUCCUUAACAACAAGAAAAGUCCGCCUACAGACACUUUCUCCAGUGAUGAAGAGUUACCUGCCCCCGUUGUUACCAACAAGAGUCGAUCUGGAAGAAAAGCCACCAAAAAGACAGACAAGCCGCGCUCAGAGGAAGUGGAGGUGGCAGAUCUCUCUGAUGAAGAACUAAAGCAACAGCUGGCAAAGCAUGGAGUGGACUCUGGACCUAUUGUUGCCUCCACCCGCAAAUUGUAUGAGAAAAAGCUGCAGAAGCUUUUGGACCAGCCUCCAGCUGAACCUGAAGCUCCUACAGACGUCACAGCUCUCCCAAAGGCAGACAGUAACCAGAAUGGCAACACCAAUUCUGAUCAGUAUAGUGACAAGGAAGAUGAAGAGAUUGCCGCCCCUGAACCAGAGCCGGUUCCUGUGGUAGAGAAGCCUGUGAGGAGCAGAGGGAAAGCCCCAGUUACUGUCAGAACAAGCAGCAGACGACAAGCCAAGGUGGUAGAGGAAGUUGUCACUGAAGAAACCCCGAAGAAAAACGAGAGUGUUGUUGAAGAUAUCCUUGCCAAUGAAAUAAGCACACCAACAGGAAUCAGUGCGACCUGCAGGCGUCCCAUCCGAGGUGCAGCUGGUCGACCGCUAAAACCAAGUGAUUACUGGCUGGAUGAGUCACGUGUGCAGCGUACUGUCCUCAAAGAGAGUCGUUCGUACUCAGAGUCUUUCUCAAAAGUAGGCAGUACUGCCUCUUCAAGCAAAGCCCCAGUCCGAAGAGGUUUCCUGUCUUUGCUGCUGAAGCUCCUGCUCCUUGUUGUGGUGUGUGGUUCUCUCUAUUUUGCUUAUCAGAGUCUGGAUGCAGAUCAAAUCAACACCCUCAAAGGCCUCUGUGACAGCAUCAUCGUACCCCUUCAAGGCCUUGUGAACGAUGCAGCCACCUAUCUAGGCAUCAGCAGCAGUCCUGCCACAGAGGGCCCCGGCAAGUAAAGUCCUCGGCGGUCUUUAGCCAUGCCUACCCACCCCACCUCCCUCAGCCUGCCACAGCACACCACAACUCAAGCAGUAAACUUGGCUCACUUUCUGCUUUUUAUCGGCGUGGUCGGACAAAGUACACAGAUUUAAUUGGAACGAUAAACUUUCUCCUCUCUGGGCUCCAGCUUCUCUCCUGCCCCAGGAGGAAACAGUAGAUUCUGGAUUACACAGUUUUGUGGCGGUCGAAAGAGACUUCUUAAUGUUGAUUUUAAUCUGUGCAUUGUUUGUGUCUUUGUGUGUAUUUAACCCAUGUUUAUAGAAACAAAUGCAGACAGGGAGGCCAGUUUACCCAUGCAUGGUUGUAGUUUAUGAAGGUCAUCAUGUAGUUUCUAUCUCUAUGUGCCAGGUGUUUUUCUGACGGUGAAGUGCCUGGACGGUGUUAGCACGUAGUGCCCUCCCAUUUUCAAGCAUAAGGAAGUGCUUCUACUAAUAUCAGAAUGUCCACGCGUCUUUUUCUGUUUGCAUUUCAACAUUUGCUCUGUAGCUUUAGAUUUAGUUUGAGUGAAUCAUUAUUUCACUGGUGCUCAGGUCCAUUCAGUUCAAAUUUUCUGAUGUGGUCAGAGCUGGGAGGAGACACAUCGUGUAAUCAGGUCUCAUCACUGUAUGAGGAAAAACAGCCUUUACUCAGUUUGAGGUGUAAAAAAAUUUCUUUAGAGGCUGAUCACCGCUAAACUCAUUAUGGGCCAAAACAUGGCUGAAUGGUGACUAAAGUGGUUACUACACGUGCAUCACUCUGUAUUUUAGUCAUGGUUUUGUCAAUGGGUUAAGGAUGAAAAUUUACUGUACUUUAGGGUUGUUUUUUAGACUCAGCAAUUUAAAAACUACAUUUUAAAUUUAAAAGAGAAACAGAUUAAAAUUAUGUAUUAUUUGUUCAAAAAGUCACUCCAUGAGCAAACUGAAUUUAAGCGCUCAUUUUUUAAUUUUCCAGCUCUGCCAGUGUGCCCAUUUUAGUUUACAUGCUUUGAUUUUUGUUGCUCUGUUGUGCUUUUUUUUGUUUUUCAUUAGUUUUGGAUCCUUCAGUCCUUUGUGCAGGAUUGGUUGAUGCAGUGCACCCACAUAGCCCACCUCACUAUUAGCAUGUGUCCAGACGUGGCAGAUCUAUAAAGAACUUACAGGUUCAGAUUUGGCAAUUUCAUCAUAAGUGAAUUGAAUUUUUUUUGUUUUUUUUCUUUCUUUACAAAAAAAUAUACUUUGAACUUCUUCUGCCUGUGCAAAUAACCAUAAUUUAGACACUGUAAGUUACUAUGAAAGGGGUCUUUCACACAGAGUGAGACAUUAGUAUUCACAGAAGGUAAUAUGGGGGUUGGGAAGAUUGCUGGGACUUUUUGUUUCUAUUUUGAUAUUUUUCUAAAGUGGCGUGUUCAACUUUUUAUAGCACAUUUUACUGUUGCAUUUGAAAGCAAUAUGUGUGACAUGCAAAUGAUACUGUAUCUUAAUCUGAACAUUACUGACUUAAUUCAAGUGAUUUAUCAUCAGGCAGCUCCCCCACAAUGGACAAAAAUGACAGGGGUUAUGUGGGUAAUGAUUUUUAAUCUGUUUAUUUAUGAUAAUGUAGGCAGUGUAUCAUAAAAUAAACUUUGUUGUGCCAGA